Messenger RNA from Serendipita indica DSM 11827, 972 nucleotides. The record is from the annotation of a GenBank genome assembly. NCBI's taxonomy places the organism in Eukaryota, Fungi, Basidiomycota, Agaricomycetes, Sebacinales, Serendipitaceae.
AUGGUGAACCCAGAUUUAUCAGAGCCUGUAUCUGUUCUCCUUCGCCAUGGCACCAAGCAGGCGCAUGAGCAAGCGGAACACUCCCCAGGUGCUGGGUGGCUGACCCGCGGAGAACUCGAUCGCUCAGAAUAUGUGCGAUUCCUCAUGAUGCUCCAUGUUAUAUACUCAGGAGGCGCUAGACGCCACCAAGCCCAUCCGGUGCUCAAGACAACUUACAAUCCCUCUGUGCUCGCUCGAAAGGAAUACAUCGCGCUGGAUAUUGCGUAUUUUCUUGGAGCGGAUUCACACGCGUUAAAGGAUCAUCCCGCCUAUCUCUCGUUUACAUCGAACAUGCCGUCACAGGUCUCUGCAUACGUCCAUCGACUACGCCAUAUUUCGUCUAAUCCAACCAAUCUCAAAGACGGGGAUGCUAGGCUUUUAUUGGCGCACGCAUACGUACGCUACCUUGGUGACCUCUCCGGCGGCCAGUUCAUCCGACGACGGAUUGCCAAAGUAUAUAAUCUGCCAAAUACCGGUGAAGGAGUCAAAUUCUAUACAUUCGUCACGAGUGCAGGGGAGGGUGAGGCGGGGAUGCAGGAAAUGAAGGACCUCAAGGAUUGGUACCGCGACGGUAUGGAUUUGGGUGUUGGUGACGACCAUAAUCUCAAAGGUGGGCUUCCUUUAUUCAUUCCUAUUGCGCUCAUACUUUCUUGUGAAGCGGCGUUGGUCGACGAGGCAAUCCUCGCCUUCAAGUUGAAUCAAGAUUUGUUCACUGCACUCCGUCCUCCAACCCACCUUGAAACAAUGACAUUACCCACCUCGCCCAACCCAUCGACGACACCCCCAAAGCUCGAGCCAAUGGACACCGUUGACAAGUCCAAUGCAUUGACCCCUUCGAAUACAUUCACGUUAUUCAUGGGUUUGCUCAUUGGCACAGUUUUAUUCCUCUUCUACACUGCCUCGUCAAUGACGUCCACUACCUUGAAUGCAUAG